Molecule: messenger RNA, 363 nt
Organism: Pyricularia pennisetigena
Lineage: Eukaryota; Fungi; Ascomycota; Sordariomycetes; Magnaporthales; Pyriculariaceae
Exons: 1
Coding region: 1-363 (120 amino acids)
Source: RefSeq, a predicted model, not a curated record
AUGGGUUUAAAGUUGGUGGUUCUUGGCCAUGUUAUUCUGGUUUUGUCGACCCAAGCCCUCCUCCGGGCCAUGGGUCCAUCCUUGACACCGGUGGGCUUGUACACUAUUGGGGGGGGAGACGGGGGCGAAGCCAGGCGAUGCGCGGUUUGCAGGGGAUCGAGUUUAUGCGUUUUGGACGAAGAGGUUGCCUGGUCACCAUUGUUUCAAGAACGAAUAGGGAGAAUUAAAAGAGGGAUAGAGAAGGAGGGAAAUGAAAAGGGAAAACCUUGUAUAGAUACCGCCACUGUUUUGUCGCAAACGGGAGACCUCGCGCUUCGUUCAUUGAGUGGUUGUAAUGGAGCUGCUCUCCGUGUCAAGUUGUAA